Pelagomonas calceolata is the source of this 2205-nucleotide messenger RNA. Lineage: Eukaryota; Pelagophyceae; Pelagomonadales; Pelagomonadaceae. The record is from the annotation of a GenBank genome assembly.
CAAGCGACAACGGGUGGGUGGCCAGGGCUAGCGUCGCCGCGAAGCAAAGAAGCCGGCGAGCAUCGACGCCGCGACCGCCACCCCCGUGAUCUUGACCGCGCGGCGCACCGAGUCGCGCUGGUGUUCGUCAGAAUAAAUAGCUUGAGCUAGCGCGAAACCGCCAACAAAACCAGCCGCGCCGCCGACGACGGUCCCCGUGCUGAACGCGCGGAACCACGCCUUCGUCGAGAGGCCCUUGUGAAUAAUCACGCCGCCGUUGGGAGCUACUCGUACGUCGCCUUUCAUCUUUUAUUCUGCGCUUGCGCUGGCUGCUGUGCAGCAGGGUUCAGGGGUGAGGGGCCUAGGGCCACUUGUGUGCCCGCAACGACAGCGCGCGCAGUUGAGUUGGCGUUGAACUGGUCCGAGACGAGCCACAACGAGCCGUGAGCUGUUGGUACGCGGCCGUAGGGCGAGCAAUAAAACGAAUCGAGCUAGCGCGUGUAAGGCACUAGCAAGAGGCAACAAGCUGGAUGAAAAAAAAGCUCAUCCGGCUUAAACAAGGACACACCGGCGCUUGUGUUCUCUUCCCGCGGACGCCACAGCAUCCCUGCGACCGCCACAGUCAUCACAGAGCCGCCGCGCACUCCAAACCACUAGUGCACUUGCACAGCUGAUGAGUGGACUUCCGCCGCCGCCGUCGCUAGGCCGGGCGCAGUCCCUCCCUGGUCAGAUGCCGCCGCCGACGCCGCGGCGAAGGAUGCGCCGAGGCGUGGUCGAGAAGGACGACCUGGACCUGGUCUUCGGACGGUUCGAGCGCCUGGAAGGCGGAUUGAUGGGCUUCUCCGACUUUGGCCGAUUAGUAGCGGACCUCAAACUCGGUUUGAGGGAGGGCGAGGUCAAGCACCUGUUCCUCCAUUUAGCCGAGGACGCGUCGAUCAAUUCGACGGCGUUGCAGAUCUGCGAGGACGACGCCUGCCGCCGAUUGACGAAAGCGAAGACGUGGGCGCCCGGGCUGCAAAGGCAAAAAACGGAGGACGCGCGGAUAAACGUGGAGCAGUUCCUCGCGGGCAUUAGGCGGCACCGCUUUUUGAGGAGGAUCGUCUCACAUUACGCGUUUCCCGACCUAGAUUCGUGGAGCAUACCCGUCGACUACGACUGGAAGCGGAGCACGCAGGAUAAUUAUGGAGUAUCACUAUCAGAAGGUUUCGUCGGGGCACUAGCUCAUUUACGGGAGCACCUGGACGCGAACUGGCACGGGAACUACAACGCCGCGAGACAACGGUGGCAGGACGCCGCGGUGCAUCGAGUUGUCGCUACUGAUGAUGAUAGGGCGGGCCCGACGAAAAAGCCGUGGCUCGUGUACACGUGCGGGCCCAUGGGCGCGGGCAAGGGCUGGGUCAUGAACUGGAUGUCGCAGCGCGACAUCCUACCACUUAGAAGGGUCGUGCACGUCGACCCCGAUAGAUUUAAGCGUUUGAUGCCGGAAUGGCCGUCGUAUAUGAGUCGGGACCCGAAGUGUGCGGGGACGUUGUGUCACCGGGAGUCUGGUACAUUAGCAGAGUUAGCGCAAGCCCUGGCCAUGGACCAGCGCUGCCACGUCUGGGUCGACGGUAGUCUGAGAGAUUUUGACUGGUACGCGCCGAAGAUCGCGUCGCUGCGGAAGCAGUUCCCGCACUACCGCAUCGCUCUCUUCUACAUCCACGCCUCCGAGGCGACGGUGCGGCGGCGCGUCGAGACGCGCGCGGCACGCGGCGGCGGCGGCGAAGAAUCCCGGUAUAUUCCGGAGGACGUCCUCGCCGCGUCGCUGGCGGCGCCGGCAUUAACGUUGCGCGCCUUGACGCCGCACGUCGACUUCGUCGCGCGCAUCACCAAUGAAUCGAAUGAUGAUCCGGAGCUCGAGGCGCUGGAGGCCGUGGACUCGUCGGGCGACUGGGGGGCCAUUUCUCGGAGAUUUGGUGGGUCUUAUACAUCUUCCUUGACGGCGGCGGCGUCGGCGCUGUCGCUGGCUUCCAGUGUGGAUGAUGAUCCGGAGGCGACGCCUCCUAGACAACGGCCGGCUUCUCCACGUGCGGAGAUCUCUGCUUUGAAACUGCAGGCCGAGAAUGAUAGAAGGACCAUCGACGGCCUCCGGGCGUCCCUCAAGGCCGCCGAGGAGAAGCUCGCCGAGGCGCUGAAGGCGAAGAACGGGCGGUAGGUUGUGUUUGUUCAUAAGUUUCGUUACUUGGA